AUGUCAUAUCCAUACGGAGCUCCUCCUAUACCCUGGAACUCGAGACCACAGAUAGACACUCGUAGGCCCUCUCAGCCAUCAAUCGCCGCGAGUAUUUCUAAUAUCAUGUAUAAAAAUGCCGUAUACUACCCCAACUAUCGAGUUUAUCGCGGAGAGACGCCUGGGUCACUGAACUUUGGUUGUAUCAGCCAUGUCUUUUAUGCUUUUGCUCAUGUUGGCCCGGAUGGUGGAGUUUUUUUGAGUGAUGAAUGGGCAGAUAUGCAAAUGCCCGUUGACGGUGCCACUGGAGGCGGCUGUCUAGGGUCAUUUAUGCGUUUGAAACAACAGCAUCCACAUCUCCAGCUCAUCAUCUCUAUAGGCGGUGGUGCGGCAAGCCAACAUUUUCCGCAAGUUGCUGCUUCAGCUGCCACAAGAGAUCAUUUCGGAAAGUCGGUCCGAGGUCUAGUAGAUGCGACAGGUUUCAAUGGUGUUGAUAUCGACUGGGAACAUCCAUCGGAUCCUGAACAGGGUCGAAAUUUCCUUGCCCUCCUCGCUGCUAUUAGAAUUCAUCUACCCGACGAAAGAUAUCUUUUAACAGCCGCUUUACCUGCCGGACGAUGGGCUUUGCAAAAUAUCGAUCUUUACAAAGCUCAAGAUUAUUUAGAUCUAAUCAAUCUUAUGGCCUACGACUUUCAUGGUUCAUGGUCCCAAAAGUCAGGACAUCACGCCCAACUUUUUCCUGGGAACGUGCCGGAUGCAGCAAAUGGAAGUGCUGCUGUCGAUUAUGUUGUAUCGACUGGUUUUCCAGCCUCAAAGAUAUUACUUGGAGUUCCAGUAUAUGGAAGAUCCUUCUUGAACUCUAGAGGACCAGGUCACCCAUACCAAGGCUGCGGUGGGGAAGACGGAACAUUCGAGUACAAGUUAUUACCGCGGCCCGGAACUCAAGAGGUGGUUGAUACCACCACUAUUUCAGCUUCCUGCCAUGGAGGUGAUGGGGGAUGGGUCUCUUACGACAACCCACAAACAGUCAGAAUGAAAGCUGACUAUUGUAGACAAAGGCGUCUUGGAGGACUGUUUUACUGGACCGGGACAGCAGAUGCACCAGGCCCGCGAAGUUUAAUAUCAGCUGGAUUUAAAGCUCUACAUGAUGCGUAA
Botrytis sinoallii is the source of this 1134-nucleotide messenger RNA. RefSeq lists its product as uncharacterized. Lineage: Eukaryota; Fungi; Ascomycota; Leotiomycetes; Helotiales; Sclerotiniaceae. Gene Ontology annotation, cellular component: extracellular region. Bases 1 to 1134 code for a protein of 377 amino acids. Gene Ontology annotation, molecular function: chitin binding; chitinase activity. The transcript is spliced from 5 exons. The record is from RefSeq and is a predicted model, not a curated record. Gene Ontology annotation, biological process: chitin catabolic process; carbohydrate metabolic process.